UCAACACUCGACGGACGUUUUCGGAAGAGUUGUGGCCAGCCUGUAAUGCUGACUGCACGAAGUUGAAAAUAAGGACCGUAUCAAGCUAAGGAAUCAAAUCUUGACAUAAAAGUUUAUCAAAUAUGUAUAAAAAUGUCAGACCAUUACUCAACAAUUGACGAAAAUAGAGUUUUCCUAUCAACUUGUGUGAUAUUAACCUAUCUGUGAUAUCUUCGUACUUUGACGAUAAUGCGGUGUACUGAUUUUAAACUUUUUACAUUAAAAUAUAAUUGAUCGAGUGUUUGUGCGUGUGUUUCCGGCCUUAUUAAUUUUAUUUUAACUCGAAACAAUGUUGUACUUAGAAGAUUAUCUUGAAAUGAUCGAGCACCUUCCUCAGGCGCUGAGAGAUAGGUUUACAGAAAUGAGAGAAAUGGAUCUUUCGGUUCAAAAUUCAAUGGACAGCUUGGAAAAAAGGGUAAAAACGUUUUUUGCUAAUGCCAAGAAAAUGAAACCUGUUGAGAAAGAGGCUGAAUAUGAAUCUAUACGUAAAGAUUACUACAAAACAUUAGAAGAUGCAGAUGAGAAAGUACAUCUUGCGAAUCAAACAUAUGAUUUAGUUGAUCGUUACUUGCGGCGUUUGGAUCAAGAACUUCAUAAAUUUAAAAUUGAACUGGAGGCUAACAAUAAGGGAAUAACAGAUGUACUUCAAAAGCGUUCUUUGGAGCUUGACCAGCCUCAGGCUAAUAGUAGUCAGAAAGAAAAUAGGUUUAACUUCAAUUCUACAAGAGCAUCACAUCAUGAAAAGCGACGUGAUUCGAAUUCAUCAGCUGUGGGUGCAGAGAAGCGGCUGGCUGUGGAGAAGGCGUGCUCAUCGCUCCCAGAACCCCGACCAGCUGCCGCCACCGUGACAUCCGGCAGUGUUUCAAACCCCACGGCCUUGUCACCAGCGGCGGUGACACCUUCUAAUGUCAACUACAACUUAGCGCACAUUGGGGCAGGGGGCAAUGCCAUUGCUGCAGCAGCUUCGCAGGCCAUUGCAGCCACACAACAG
Molecule: messenger RNA, 1030 nt
Organism: Gryllus bimaculatus (two-spotted cricket)
Lineage: Eukaryota; Metazoa; Arthropoda; Insecta; Orthoptera; Gryllidae
Source: the annotation of a GenBank genome assembly